Neogale vison (American mink) is the source of this 2734-nucleotide messenger RNA. It is a transcript of the gene SLC27A4, whose product is annotated as solute carrier family 27 member 4. Bases 87 to 2018 code for a protein of 643 amino acids. The record is from RefSeq and is a predicted model, not a curated record. Gene Ontology annotation, cellular component: endoplasmic reticulum membrane; plasma membrane; microvillus. Lineage: Eukaryota; Metazoa; Chordata; Mammalia; Carnivora; Mustelidae. Gene Ontology annotation, biological process: response to nutrient; long-chain fatty acid import into cell; very long-chain fatty acid catabolic process. The transcript has 13 exons. Gene Ontology annotation, molecular function: long-chain fatty acid-CoA ligase activity; long-chain fatty acid transmembrane transporter activity.
CAUGCCCCCCGCGCUACCCACUACGCUGCCGCAGUCAGGCCGCAUCUGGACGGGGCGCCGCGCGGCGGGGCCGACUCCGGGCCACAAUGCUGCUCGGGGCAUCUCUGGUGGGGGUGCUGCUGUUCUCCAAGCUGGUGCUGAAACUGCCUUGGACCCAAGUGGGGUUCUCCCUGCUGUUCCUCUACCUGGGGUCUGGAGGUUGGCGCUUUGUCCGAAUCUUCGUCAAGACCAUAAGGCGUGAUAUCUUUGGCGGCAUGGUACUCUUCAAGGUGAAGUCAAAGGUCCGGCGGUACCUGCGGGAGCAGCGGACAGUGCCCAUUUUGUUUGCCUCUACGGUACAGCGCCACCCCGACAAGACAGCCUUGAUCUUUGAGGGCACAGACACCCACUGGACCUUCCGCCAGCUGGAUGAUUACUCCAGCAGCGUGGCCAACUUCCUGCAGGCUCGGGGCCUGGCCUCAGGCGACGUGGCUGCUCUCUUCAUGGAGAACCGCAACGAGUUUGUGGGCCUGUGGCUAGGCAUGGCCAAGCUGGGCGUGGAGGCAGCACUGAUCAACACCAACCUCCGGCGGGAUGCCCUGCGCCACUGCCUGACCACUUCCCAGGCCCGCGUCCUCAUCUUCGGCAGCGAGAUGGCCCCAGCCAUCUUUGAAAUCCAAGGCAGCCUGGACCCCUCGCUCAGCCUCUUCUGCUCCGGCCCCUGGGAGCCAAGCACAGUGCCCGCCAGCACAGAGCACCUAGACCCCCUGCUGGAGGAAGCCCCCAAGCACCUGCCCAGUCGUCCCAACAAGGGCUUCACAGAUAAGCUCUUCUACAUCUACACAUCGGGCACCACGGGGCUGCCCAAAGCCGCCAUCGUGGUGCACAGCAGGUACUACCGCAUGGCCGCCCUGGUAUACUACGGAUUCCGGAUGCGGCCCGACGACAUUGUCUACGAUUGCCUGCCCCUCUACCACUCCGCAGGAAACAUCGUGGGCAUGGGGCAGUGCCUACUGCAUGGCAUGACCGUGGUCAUCCGGAAGAAGUUCUCAGCCUCCCGGUUCUGGGACGACUGUAUCAAGUACAACUGCACGAUCGUGCAGUACAUCGGUGAGCUGUGCCGCUACCUCCUGAACCAGCCGCCCCGGGAGGCGGAGCACCAGCACCGGGUGCGCAUGGCACUCGGCAACGGCCUCCGCCAGUCCAUCUGGACCGACUUUUCUAGCCGUUUCCACAUCCCCCAGGUGGCCGAGUUCUACGGGGCCACAGAAUGUAACUGCAGUUUGGGCAACUUCGACAGCCAGGUGGGCGCCUGUGGCUUCAACAGCCGCAUCCUGUCCUUUGUGUACCCUAUCCGGCUGGUACGCGUCAACGAGGACACCAUGGAACUGAUCCGGGGGCCCGACGGCGUCUGCCUUCCCUGCCAGCCAGGGGAGCCGGGCCAGCUGGUGGGCCGGAUCAUCCAGCAGGAUCCCCUGCGCCGCUUCGACGGCUAUCUGAACCAGGGUGCCAGCAACAAGAAGAUCGCCAAGGAUGUGUUCCAAAAGGGGGACCAGGCCUACCUCACUGGCGACGUGCUGGUGAUGGACGAGCUGGGCUACCUGUACUUCCGAGACCGCACAGGAGACACAUUCCGCUGGAAAGGGGAGAACGUGUCCACCACCGAGGUGGAGGGCACGCUCAGCCGCCUGCUGGCCAUGGCUGACGUGGCCGUGUAUGGUGUGGAAGUGCCAGGAACCGAGGGCCGGGCCGGAAUGGCUGCUGUGGCCAGCUCUGCCAGCGACUGUGACCUGGGGCACUUCGCGCAGCUGCUGGAGAAGGAGCUGCCCCUGUACGCCCGCCCUAUCUUCCUGCGCUUCCUGCCGGAGCUGCACAAAACAGGGACCUUCAAGUUACAGAAGACAGAGCUUCGGAAGGAAGGCUUUGACCCGGCGGUUGUGAAAGACCCGCUGUUCUACCUGGAUGCCCGGAAGGGCCGCUACGUCCCGCUGGACCAAGAGGCCUACACCCGCAUCCAGGCAGGCGAGGAGAAGCUGUGAUUUGCCCCGAGUCCCUCUAAGGGCCAGCGGGUGCUGGAUCCAGAGCCCCAGCUCCCACCCCAGAGGGGUCCAGGGCAAUGCCAGACCAAAGCAAGCAGGGCCCGGCACCUCCACCCCGAGGUGCUGGCCCCCUCCCCCUCAAAACUGCCAAGUGACUCACUGCCGCCUCCCCCUGCCCCCCAGAAGGCUUUCUGUGAAAGCCUCAAGUCCAUGUUCUGUCUUCAAGGCCAGGUGGGGCCUCUGGCCCCAGGCUGAGACAGACCGGGCCCCUUACGAUGAUGUCUUGGGUAGGGCAGGGGCAGGUGGAAGGUUGCCAAGCACUCUCCAGAACGCAGGGAGCUUGUAAAUGGGACCAGGGCAGAAACCCCCAGACUCAGGAAGCCAGCAGAGUGGGCAGGGGCUGCAGGAGGAGGAUCAGCCUGGGAGCUGUUCCAGUGUCACUCAGCACUGUCUGAGCCUCCAGGAGGAUCGGAGGAGGACAGCAGCCUGCAGCGACCUGCCACGGGCGGCCUGGAUUGGGUGCGCCUCCCUGUCCUCCACCCCGCCCCCUGCCUUCCUCGUCUCCUGGGUGGCAGCCUGGCUGCCCCUCAGGCAGGACCUUUCUCCUUGUAGGUCUGUCCCAUCACUUUCUCCAUCGCAGUCCCCGGCUGGCUAUGAGAGGAGGAGGGGUGGGGGGGGGUCUUUCAGGGGCCAAUAAACUGCCUUGACUCCCCCUA